AUUUUCGUUUUGUGAACAACAAAAACCAAAAUGUGCUUUGAGCCUUUGACUCUUCGAGAAUCACUGAUAUUUUGUCGUUUAAAAUGUCAUUAAUUUAUUAAUUAGUGUGAUUUCCGGUUCUGAGACUUAUGCUUAACGUGUUCGUUGAAACAUAAUGUAUCAUUUUAAAUAUUCACCCUAAUCCCGGUAGAUUCUGUACAGCUAAAUUCAUGAGCGUUUUGGCCGCAGUAACACCGCCGAUUUUUGCUGCCUGCUAUGUUCCUAAUUCUGCCGGUAACGAGCAAUGAGUAAACUCCUCGCUGCAUAGUACUGAACAAGGAGCCAAAAUGGGUUUCUUAAGCGAAGCCGAAAUGAACGUGUACAGGUCCUACGUGACCAUGAUUGGGGAGCCGGGAUCUAAAGAUGAGAGCAAAUUGCAAGCGGCUCAAGAAAUUAAUGAGAAUCUCGAGUUGAUAUCAAAUUCUCCUCAAUAUCAAAUAUUCUUGGAACACAUGCUGAGAACGUUUAUUAAAGUAAUGAUGGACGGACAACCGCAAUUUAUUUCUGAGCACGGAGUUCAUCAAUUGAGAAAAAUUAUGCUCGAGAUUAUCUAUCGAUUACCAAAUAACGAAUAUUUGCGAACUCAUGUCGAUGCCUUGGUAUCACUGUGUAUCAAAAUUAUUGAAAUCGAUAACGAAGAAGUAGUUUUGGUUUGUAUGCGGAUCAUCAUAGAACUUACGAAAAAUUUCAGGCCUACGUAUAAUGGACAGAUCACGACGUUUUUACAAUUUUCCAAAAAAGUUUAUAACGAAUUACCCGACAGAGUGAACGAUAUAUUUAAAAUAAGAGCUCCGAUACAAGUGAAAGAGUUAUACGAAGUGGACAUGGAACCAUUAUUAAAUGAAACCUAUACGAUAACAACCAUCGAAGUUAAUAAAGGUUACAACGCUGAAGGAAAACCAGUAAUAGAACAGUACACCAUCAUUCCGAAAGGCUCACUAUCCCUUAAAGCUCUUCAAGAAUUGCCUAUUAUUAUAGUAUUACUCUAUCAACUGUAUAAAGAAAACAUCAAACGUGAAUUAGUGGAAUAUAUUCCAAGUGUGAUUAGAUCCUUGACGCUGAAACCUUUACCAGAAAUAAUGGCCGACAAAAAUUUCAGUAAAGAAGUAUUUGUAGACUUCAUGUCUGCUCAAAUAAGAACUCUUUCGUUUCUGGCGUAUAUUAUUCGUAUUUACCAAGAAGUAGUGAUGAAAAAUCAUAAAAUGAUGGUUGAAGGAAUGUUAAACAUGCUACGUUUGUGUCCAAAAGAAGUGACGGGUUUGCGAAGAGAUCUUUUCAUUGCUUCCCGACACAUCCUUUCGACUGAAUUACGCAUCAUGUUUGCUCCUCAUGUCGAUGAAUUGUUCGACGAAGACGUUCUACUUAAUCGAGGCUGGACUACUCGAGAAACAUUGAGGCCUUUGGCAUAUAGUACUUUGGCUGAUUUCGUACAUCAUAUUCGUCAACAUUUAUCUAUGCCUACCAUUGUGAAAGCCGUCCAACUAUACUCUUUGAAUGUGCACGAUGAAACUUUACCUACCGGAAUCGAAACAAUGUCUUGCAAAUUGCUUCUGAAUCUGGUAGAGUGUAUUCAACAGCAUAGCAAAGCAGACCCAAACUCUACCAACGAACAGAGUGGAUACUUACUGUUAUCAAAAAUAUUGAAAAUCUGUGUGCUCAAAUUUAAGACGAUUGUAAAAUUACAUUUGCCAUUCCUGCAGACUAGAAUUAAACAAAUGCAACAACAACAGCAGCAGCAACAACAACAAUUGCUACAAAUGCAACAACUUCACUCUCAACAGCAAGCUAAUCAGCAAGAACAGGGUGCUCAGCAAACUCCUCAACAAACACCGGCUACCGGAAUAGCCGAAACAACUUUGGAAAAAGUUGAAGAAAUUAAAUAUUUACAGUUCUGCUCCGAAAUAGGUGGCGCUGAUAAAAAAGACGCUGCUAAAAUGGAGAAGAAAUUUGGGUUUCCUCUAACGCAACCACCAAAUUACACCGUUACAGAUUGUAAAUGCCUUGUUAGAACGUUAACUUGCGCUAUUAAAUCUGCUACAUUUGCUUGCAUUGGUCUCAAAACUGGUCCGGAUGAAGAGCCUCGUAAAACAAUAGUAUUUGCGCCCCGAGAAGUGAAUUUGUUCAUUCGAUUGAUCAAAUGGGCUUUACAAGCCUUUGAUAUUUAUACCAUUACUGUUCCUGGACUCGUUCAAGGGAUUCGAUUAUCUAAUCAGGCCCGACCUCGCACGAAAGAAGAAAUUGAAGUUUUGGAACACUUCAAUGGAAUUUUCACUUCUCUUCAUCCGCAAACCUUCAGAGAGAUAUUUUCCUGCAGUAUUAAAACUUUAGUCGAUCGUAUUGCGGUUAAUCCUUCAUUAAUUACAAUAAGCGAUACUUUUUUGACGAAUAAAGAGACUUCGGCUAUUUACGCCACAAUAAUGGUGGAAUUUUUACUUAAUCGUAUGAGCGAAAUGGGCGAAGAAAAUCAAGACCGCAGUAACCUGUAUUUGAAACUUUUCAAAACUGUUUUCGACAGUGUUUCAACAUUUUCCGCCGAAAACGAACAUAUGCUACAGCCUUAUUUGCAUCAGAUUGUGAACAAGUCUAUGGAAACAGCAAUGACAGCCAAAGAACCCUAUAAUUAUUUUGUAUUGUUACGUGCCUUAUUCCGAUCAAUUGGCGGUGGAAGCCACGAUUUAUUGUACCAAGAAUUUCUUCCGUUGUUGCCAACUUUACUGCAAGGUCUGAACUGUCUUCAGUCAGGAUUACAUAAGCAACACAUGAAAGAUUUAUUCGUUGAAUUAUGUUUAACCGUGCCAGUGCGUCUGAGCUCUCUAUUACCUUAUUUACCGAUGCUCAUGGAUCCCCUAGUAUCAGCUUUCAACGGCUCUCCUACCUUAAUCAGCCAAGGCUUGAGAACGUUGGAAUUGUGUGUAGAUAAUUUGCAGCCAGAUUUUCUGUACGAUCAUAUUCAACCUGUUCGGGCUGAUUUGAUGCAAGCUUUGUGGAGAUCAUUACAUAAUACGACCGACCAAGUUGCUCACGUUGCUUUCAGAGUACUGGGCAAACUCGGCGGUGGUAAUAGAAAAAUGAUGAACGAACCACAACGCUUAGAUUAUCAAAGUAACCGAACUAAUAAUCCAUCCGUGGUAGUUCAUUUCAUCGAUUAUGCUCUACCGAUAAACAUGUGUUUGCAAAAAAUGGUUGAAACGGCCGUCAGCGCUUUAAAAUUGACUACAACGGAUGCCUAUUAUAGGCGGCAAUGUUGGGAAGUAUUAAAAGGAUUCAUCGUGGCAUCCAUUAGUCCUGAAGAAAAUAGCGUUUAUAGGUUACUGUCUCAUCCUAGUUUUACCGAAGGACCUAUUCCUCGUAUUCAAGGUGUUUUGUAUAAAUUCAACGACCAGAUUGUCAGAAGUACGCAUAUUAGCGCUCUAACAGGUGUAUUCGUAGCUGCAGCUAUUAAAGAUCUGGGCAAAGUAGUAGUUCCUAUUAUGGUAGCGAUAGUCAGACAUUACACAAUGAUUGCUAUUUCUCAACAAGCAGGACCCUUUCCGAUGAACAGAAGACAAAAUCUUUUGGUAGGGUAUAUGGAUUCUCUAAUAUUAGCCGAAGCAAUCGCCACAGUAAUGGGAUACGAAGAAAAAGAAUUAUGCAAACCGGGUCGUUUGGCAUUAGCUGUCAUGUUGAGCACAGCUACUACCGUUUUAGGAUCCAAGAAGAGGGCUUGUGAAUUACCCAUAAUGGAAUAUUUAGUGGAGAAAGUAUGUGCCUUAUGUUACGAAAGACCAUGGUACGCAAAACUAGGCGGCUGUGAAGCGAUCAGAUUUUUAUACACGAAGAUGGCUAUUAAUUGGGUUUAUAAACAUUUGUACACAUUCGUCAAAGCUCAACUUUUCGUUAUGAUGGAUCUCAGUGGCGAAGUAUCAAAUGGUACGAUAGACCGUGCAAAAGGUAAUUUAGAGGAAAUGGUUAGACGAUGUGCCGUUCUCGUUGAUCCAAACACUGAUCCUGAACUAGCGGCUGUGCAAAAGAAAGCCUUGUUAGAAGUUACCUACGAAUUAACUAGACAAGUUACUAGUCCUAAUGAUUAUCUCAGGGAAGAGGCGAUGCGAUUAUUACGCGUUUUUGCCGAAGUACAAAAUAAAUCCAUUACUGAUGUAAUGGAAUGUCAUAAAAAUGUCCUAGUUGAUAUUAUCCCACCUAAGAAGCAUUUACUCAGGCAUCAAGCGGCAAACGCACAAAUAGGAUUGAUGGAAGGAAACACAUUUUGUACCACUUUAGUUCCUCGACUUUUCACUUUAGAUUUAAAUAUACCCGAGCACAAAAUGUUCUUCCACGAAGUGUGCAAUGUUUGCGACAAUACUGACGCUGGCCUUAACAAAUUGCCAUGUUAUAAAUCAAUUCCUAGUUUGGUACCUCUGAGGAAAGCUGCCAUGAAGGCUUUAUCGGCUUGCCACUACGUUCCCAAUGUAUCUGAAAAAAUUUUCAAUUCUCUUUAUCAAGCUUUAGAGCGAUCUGAUCCUGAAUUACAAGAGGCUGCGUUCCAAUGUAUGAAGAAUUUCGUUUCUGGAUCAUUGAUUGAUUUAUCUAUGGUACACGAAGUAAUGAGACCAUUGUUAUCGACGUUCUGCGAUUAUAGAAAUAUUAAUGUCAGCGGUGCCAGAAGACUAUGUUAUUUGGUACAGUUGUUCCCGACUAGUUUCAAAGAAAAGCUAUGCGAACAACUUCUUUCACAUAUGCAGCAUUUCUUUGAAACAUUAGUUCAACAACAGCGAAGCGGUGUUAAAGCUGAUACUAAAGACACAGAACAAAUUAUCGCCAUAAUAAUCGAUAUAUUUUAUCACGUUCCUGCUGCCAGACCGAGGUUUAUUGAAAUCCUGUGUCUUCUUAUUUUCCAAAGUGAAAAGAAUCUACGUAUUGGUCGAAGUUCUCCUUACCACGAACCUCUGAUAAGAUUUUUGUUGAAAUAUCCAUUGGAAACUGUAGUGCUAUUUUUACAAGAAAAAUACAUGAGAGAAUACGAAUGGGGCGAUUAUUUGCACUUCAUGUUGAAGCACGAGAAUAGUAAACCUUUCCGAGAUGUGUUUGAAAAACCGGAAAUAAUCGAUAUGUUAGCCGCUUUGAUCGAUAUAUUCUCCAAAACCGACAGUACUCUUACUACCGAUGAAAAAGCAGCGAUAAGGUAUCAUGCUAUCAAGACAGUAUCUUUGAUAAUCAAGUUUAAUGAUCAAUGGUUGGCAUCGCAGAAAAAAAUUACCUCUAUUUUAACCAAAAUUUGGACCGAUAGUGAUUCUUAUCAAGAAAUAUUCGUGAAUAUAACCGCCAUACCUCAUACGCAUUGGAAUGAACCGAAAUUAAUAGUUUCAAUAUUGUUGCAUUAUUUUACGCAUCAUCCAUUAAAGAUCGAUCUGCUUUUUUAUUUGAUGACAGCGUUUUCUCAUCGGUUUACUUCAGAUUUUCAAUUUCUUAAAAAUUUCCUAGUUCAAACUGUUGCUCAAGGGUAUACAGUAGAAUGGAAAAGAUCGGCAUUUUUGAGAUUUUGCGAACUAUUCCAUUUACCAGCAGUUUCGGAAGAAUUGAAAGCUCGAAUAUUACAAUUCAUAAUUAUUCCCUGUUUUACUGUUUCUUUUGAACGGAACGAAGGCGAAAGAUUGAUCACAUCAUCGAACAAACCAUCAUUCCAAGGAACUCAGCCUGAAAAUUUGGUGACAAUAUUCCUAGUCAAACUCGUUGAAGAAGUCAAACAUUCCGGUUGUUCUGAUUCUAUUCGUAUUCUGCUUCAACAAUUGGCAUGCGUCAUUGUAGAAUAUGCUUCUCAUUACCUAAACACAAGUAAAACAGAAGGUAAUCGGCUGCGUAUCCUCAUGGAAUUCGUAUGGCCUUGUUUGAGCGGUAAAAAAUGCACCGAUUCGAUCACCGAAUACCAUGGUCAUCUGCUACUAUGCCAUAUAAUUUCGAAAAUGGCUAUUCAUAAGAAAAUCAUAUUACAAGUUUUUCGAAGUUUAUUGAAAGCCAAUGCAUUGGAAGUUCGACCUAUUGUGAGACUAGCUUUAGACAUUUUGACGCCAAUUUUACCAAAUAGAAUGGAAGAUGGAUAUAGAAUGCUGACCCAUUGGACGAAAAAGAUAUUAUUGGAAGAAGGUCAUUCCAUGCCGCAGCUUGUACAUAUGUUGCAGCUAAUCGUUCGUCAUUAUAAGGUGUACUAUCCAGUACGACAUAGACUGAUACAUAAUUUAGUUCAUUCAAUUCAAAGAUUAACGGUUAAUACGUCUCCGUCAUUGGAUUACCGAAAAUUAGCUGUUGACUUAUGCGAAGUUAUGAUUAAAUGGGAGUUGCAAAGAAUUCGAAAUGAAUCUGACUCGACUGAGACUACUGAAACUUCAACGGACAGCUUGAAAAGAAGCGGCGAUUUUCUAUCUAUGCAAGCUCGUAAGCGUUUUGCCGGUGGCGUGGCUUCUCCGGUCGCUUCAACGUCUUCGUUAUCUGAAGAAAGCGACAGCAAUAAACCAAUCGAUAGGAUGCAUGCGGAUGCUAUUAUGAAUUAUUUAACUCGAAUCGCAUGCCAGGUGAAUGAACUUACCACCACAAGCGGCACAAUCGGCGAUCAGUUAGCUAGACGAUGUUUGAGUAUAAUUAAGACUGCGUUGAAAUCUGAUAUUUGGCCCGAUAAUAAUAUCGAUAUAAGACUGCAAUGGGUCGAUAAAUUAUUAUGCAGUUUAUCUGGCUCAAAUCCGAAUUAUGGAAAUAUUUGUACCGCUUUGGAAUUGGUCACGUUUGUGUUUUCCGUUAUGAAGAAAGAAGAUGUAUUAGCUUUGUGCAAAUUGUUACAAAACGGAAUCAAUUUAUGUAUUUCAUCGUCUAAUCCGAAGAUCAUCAGAUAUGUACACGCAUUAAUCUCUCGUUUGAUGAGCAUCUUCCCAGUCGAACCACCUACAUCGCCUGUCGCUUCUAAAUACGAAGAAUUGGAUAAAAUCUACAGCUGUGUCGCUAAAGUGAUUUUGGACGGAUUAGCCACCUACGAGAAAAACGCUAACGCUACUGCUACCUCGUUGUAUGGAGCUAUAAUGUUGAUUAAAGCUGGCUGUAGUAAUAAUCAGUCGUACGUCGACAGAUUCAGCUCCUCGUUUGUUAGAGUAAUACAACGAUUGGCUCGUGAACACCAUAGCUCUGCUAAUGUGGAAACUAUAGGAGUUACGGAGUUGCUGACGUAUUGCUUAGAUAUGCUGAAAAAUCGCGUCGGUGUCAUGAAAAUUGAUACCAGAAAAACAUUCAUUGCUACGAUAAUCACCGGACUGAUUGAAAGAACCACCGAUGCCAAAUUAAUGAAAGCUUUAUGCAAAUUAUUGGAAGAAUGGAUGGUAAAUGGUAAAAAUGCAGGAUAUUGCGGACCAAAUGUUCAAGAAAAAUCGGUGCUUUUGGUCAAAAUGAUGCAAUGUAUUGAAAAACGUUUCCCUGACUUGAAUUGCCAGUUCUUGGAAAUCAUUUACAAUAUUUACAAGGAUGAAAUCAACAAACCGACCGAAUUAAUGUUGAAAUUGGAAGUAGCAUUUUUAUCCGGAUUGAGAUGCACGAAUCCAAUCAUUCGUGGAAAGUUCUUCGAGUUAUUCGAUUCAUCGAUUCAGCGUAAACUGAUCUUCCGAUUGUUGUACAUUGUUAGUUCGCAGAACUGGGAAGGAAUGUCUCAACAUUAUUGGCUAAAACAGUGUAUCGAAUUGAUAGUGGUAACCAGUGUAUCAGACGAACGUAUCCAAUUAGCUGAAGGUAGCGGUAUGUUACCAAGUAUAACCUCAGUUAUCGAGAAAGCUGAUCCGGAUGAAAAAGCGUUACUAGCCGGAUAUUUUGCCGUAAAAGAAGAACAAUCUGAGACAGCAUCAGUAUGCAGUAUGGAUACAUCUGUGGAUGAGAUGGACAUCGAAUUAGCCGAUUCAGCUAGCCAGAGCAGCAUCGAAUUAUUAAACAGCGCAGGAGGUGAAACGCUAGUGCAACUUGUGUCACGUCAAAUUAAAUUCUUGGAAUCUGUCAAAGAUUUCAAGACGUUUGAUUUCCUCAAAGCUGCUGCACAACUGUGUCAUAUGGAUACCUCUUUAACGGAACAAAUUUGGCUUAAUAUUUUCCCACAGCUAUGGAAAAUUUUGCACGAUCGAGAACGCACGGAAUUGACUGGCGAAAUUACACCUUUUCUUGCCAGCGGAAGUCAUGUGGUUCAAAAAGACGCUCAUCCUAGUGCCAUUUGCACUUUCUACGAAAGUUUAGCCCAUUGCAAUCCUCCCGUGAUGAUAAAACCACGAGUAAUGACGUACCUUGGCAAAUCGCAUAAUUUAUGGCAUCGAGUGACAUUGGCUUUGGAAAAAAUGACCAUAGAGAGUAAUUUCUUCAGAGAUAAACAGCACAUUUCGAACGAUUGUUACGAUUUUGAGCCUGAAACCAUUCCUCAACAGGAUAUUAUCGAUAGUUUAGCUGACAUGUAUAGUGCUUUAUGCGAAGAAGACAUGUGGUGUGGACUAUGGCAAAAACACGCCAAACAUCCAGAAACGAUCAUUGCUCUCACUUACGAACAACAAGGCUUCUUCGAACAGGCAUUAGGAGCCUACGAAUUGGUCUUGGGUAAAGCCAGACAAACUUAUGCGAAUAUGCCCUCCCCUAUUAGUCUAGUCAGCGAACAGAGGCUUUGGGAAAAGCAAUGGAUAAGGUGUACCAAAGAAUUGAACCAAUGGGAUCAUCUAUUGGAUUACACUCAAACGAAGAAUUUAUCAAAUCCUGUACUCAUUUUGGAAAGUGCUUGGAGAGUACCCGAUUGGAACUUGAUGAAAGAAGCCUUGCAUCAAGUUGAUGUAGCCUAUCCUGGUAUUCUCACGUGGAAGGAAGACUUGUAUAAAGGAUUUUUGGCCAUAUGUCAUCCCGAAGAAACACUGUUGCAUUUAGUUGAACGCUACGUUGAACAAGCCAGCGUACAGUGUAUCAAAGAAUGGCGCAAACUACCACAUAUCGUAUCUCAUGUGCACAUUCACCUUCUGCAAGCUGCUCAACAAAUCAUCGAAUUGCAAGAAGCGUAUCAAAUUCAUCAAAGCUUACUGCAUGGGCGUAGUUCUACAUCGUCGCUUCAUGAUAUCAAGGCGAUAGUAAAAACUUGGAGGAACAGAUUGCCCGUCAUUUCGGAUGAGCUAAGCCAUUGGAGCGAUAUAUUUACCUGGAGACAACAUCAUUAUCAAUUUGUUACUCAUCAUUACGAUACGAAUCAAGACCAAGCGACCAGACAGCAUAGUAUACUCGGAGUGCACGCAUCUGCUCAGGCUAUCAUACAUUUUGGAAAGAUUGCACGGAAGCAAAACUUGACGGCUGUGUGUUUGGAUUCUUUAAAUCGUCUAUACACCAUACCAAGUGUCCCGAUUGUCGAUUGUUUCCAGAAAAUACGCCAGCAAGUGAAAUGCUAUCUGCAAAUGGCUGUCCAAGCUGGAAAGAGCGAAAUUCAAGAAGGUCUGGAUGCCAUCGAGUAUACGAAUAUGAGAUAUCUAACGAGAGAAAUGACCGCCGAAUUUUAUGCCUUGAAGGGGAUGUUCUUAGCUCAACUUGGUCGAAGCGAGGAAGCAAACAGAGCUUUUUCAGUAGCAGUUCAAAUGCACGAUACGUUGGUCAAAGGUUGGGCUCUGUGGGGAGAUUUCAUGGAACAGCAGUUCACUAAAACAUCACCUCCCAAUAUAAGCACCGGUAUAUCGGCGGUUACGUGCUUCUUGCACGCUUGUAGAAAUCAAAACGAGUCCAGGUCUAGAAAAUAUUUAGCUAAGGUUCUUUGGCUUCUUACCUACGACGAUGAGAAAUUUUCUCUGACAGAAGCUGUGGACAGGUACUCGGUUGGAGUGCCGCCAUCGUUAUGGUUGCCCUGGAUUCCUCAAUUGCUAACGUGUCUUGGUCGUAAUGAAGGCAAAUAUAUUGUGAACUUAAUCAGUCAGGUGGGUAGAAUGUUCCCUCAAGCAGUAUACUUCCCUAUUCGAACGAUGUAUUUUACUCAAAAAAUUGAACAACGAGAACGUUAUAAAAGUGCUGAAAGAGCAGCUGGUAAACAGAAUGAAAGUUCUGGUGCUACUGGCAUGGAAUCGUCUCAGCAAAGUGGUUCAUCGGAUGGUUCUAGUACGAUAAAAGCGACUCCGGCGAUGUUACGAUGUUCUAAAAUAAUGCAGCUGCAGAGAGAAAUCCAUCCUACCAUUUUACUUUCAUUAGAAGGAAUCGUCGAUCAGAUGGUAUGGUUCCGUGAAAACUGGUGCGAAGAAGUACUUCGUCAAUUACGUCUUGGUUUAGCCAAAUGUUAUACGCUAGCGUUUGAAAAUAGAGGAGCAGUGAAUGAUGCCAAUAUUUCCGUAUCUACUCACAACUUCUUGAAAAAAUUAGUAUCUACUUUCGGUAUCGGAUUAGAAAUGUACACAAGUUCGGUCAGCACAGCAUUCGGUAACGCUGGUUCGGAAAGUUUAGCUAGAAGAACCCAAAUCACGAUGUCAGAUCCGGCAUUCCAAACGAUGAAACAGAAAUUCGCCGACGAUUUUGAUUUCAGCGUACCCGGCGCUAUGAAAUUACACAAUUUCAUUUCGAAAUUGAAAAAAUGGAUUCGAUUGUUGGAGAAUAAAAUUCAAGCUUUACCAAAAUCAUUCUUAAUCGAAGAGAAAUGCAGGUUCUUGAGCAAUUUCAGUUUACAAACGGCCGAAAUCGAAUUACCAGGCGAAUUUUUACUUCCUAAAGUUAGCACCAAACAUUCCCAUUACUACGUAAGAAUAGCCAGAUUUAUGCCUAGGGUUGAAAUAGUCGAAAAGCAUAACACUGCCACUAGACGUUUAUACAUCAGAGGACAUAAUGGUAAAAUAUACGCAUACUUGAUCAUGCAAGAGUCCGGUAUGGGAGAUGCCAGACGAGAAGAAAUCGUUUUACAAUUGAUGAGAAUGCUCAAUCAUUACUUGACUAAACAAAAAGAAACAUCGAGAAGAUUUUUGAACUAUACCGUUUCUCGAGUCGUGGCUGUGUCACCCCAAUUACGCUUAGUUGAAGAUAAUCCAGCAUCUUUGUCGUUAUUAGAUAUUUGUAAACAGAUGUGUUCCAAGAAGAAUGCUCAGUAUGACGAACCGCUCACAAAAUACUACGAUCGACUGGCAUUUAUUCAAGCUAGAGGAGGAAAAACAAGUCAUCAAGUUUUAAGAGAUAUCUUAAUGGACGUUCAAAUCAGUCACAUCCCACCGAAUCUACUGAAAACUUGGGCUUUCGAGAUUUACAAAACUCCCACCGAUUAUUGGACGUUUAGAAAGAUGAUCACUUUACAACUAUCGUUGUCUUGUUUCGCCGAAUACGUAUUCCAUCUUACCAGACUCAAUCCGGAUAUGAUGUUCAUUCAUCAAGAUUCUGGUCUAAUAAACGUCUCGUAUUUCAAAUUCGACGUGGACGAUUCGAAAAGCGAAUUGAACGGUAAUCGAGCCGUACCGUUUAGAUUGACUCCAAAUCUCAGCGAAUUGAUCACCGAAAUUGGUAUUUGUGGUCCAUUAAUCGCCAGUAUGAUCGCAAUUGCGAGAUGUUUCUCUUAUCCGAAUUUCAAACUACAGACUAUCUUGAGAGCUUUACUGCGCGAUGAAAUGAUCACUUCUUAUAAAAGGAAAUUGGAAGAAGAAAAUAAAGUCGAAGAUUUAAAUAAUCCUCCAGCCGACGUACCCGGUGAAAUGAUCGUUACGAUGGUAACGAAUUCUGUUAACUCAAUCAUGCAAAGGUUAAGCAGUUUAACGAAUUUCGAUGGAGUGGAAAGUAAAGUUGCAACGUUGGUUAAUGCGGCGAAAAAUGUUGACAAUUUAUGCAGAAUGGAUCCGGCGUGGCACCCAUGGUUGUGAUUCAAUUAUGUCGUUGCUCGUAGUAAAUGUUUUAUGUUAAUGAGUAGAUUAUAAUUUAACUAAGUAAGGUUCGGGGUAUAACGAACAUUUAACGAGUUCGUUGUCAUAAUGAACAGAGCCUUACAUCGAGAUGAUCUUUUUUUUCUAGGGGAAGGGGGGUGUUUUAUACUUACCAUUAUGUUUAGUAAUUUUUAAAUCACUUGAGAAGUAUUUAUUGUGUAUAUUAUGUACAUAAAUUUUGCAGAUUACGUACACGUAAUAUUUACGUGUUUAUUUUUUAUAAGGUUGACAUUUUUGGUAUUUUUUGUCUGUCUUUUUUCUUGUGAACAAUAUUAUUGUUGUAAUUAAAUGAUGUAAUCAUUA
Messenger RNA from Planococcus citri (citrus mealybug), 12236 nucleotides. RefSeq names its product Transcription-associated protein Nipped-A (gene Nipped-A). Gene Ontology annotation, biological process: DNA repair; regulation of DNA-templated transcription. The record is from RefSeq and is a predicted model, not a curated record. Gene Ontology annotation, molecular function: protein binding. Gene Ontology annotation, cellular component: SAGA complex; nucleus; NuA4 histone acetyltransferase complex. The transcript is spliced from 65 exons. NCBI's taxonomy places the organism in Eukaryota, Metazoa, Arthropoda, Insecta, Hemiptera, Pseudococcidae. The coding region runs from base 327 to 11873 and encodes 3848 amino acids.